AUGUCCUCCAAAUACCCAGAAGGUGUCACAGGAAGGGUGGAAUUUAAUGAGGACGGAGACAGAAAAUUUGCCAACUACAGCAUUAUGAACCUUCAAAACCGAAAACUCGUCCAAGUUGGGAUAUUCAAUGGAAGCCACAUUUUACAGAAUGACAGAAAGAUUAUUUGGCCGGGAGGUGAAACAGAAAAAAACCUGAAGGGUACAAAAUGUCGACCAAUCUAAAGAUAGUGACUAUUCACCAAGAGCCGUUUGUUUAUGUCAAAGCAGCAUUACCAGAUGGUUCCUGUAAAGAGGAAUUUGGUAUAACUGGUGAACUUAUCAAAAAGGUUCGAUGCUCAGGGCCAAAUGAGACCAUCCCAGGUCGCCCCACCAUCCCCCAGUGUUGUUAUGGCUUCUGCAUUGACCUGCUGCUGAAACUUGCCAAAGAAAUGAAUUUCAACUAUGAAUUCCACCUGGUGGCUGAUGGGAAGUUUGGUACACAGGAGCGGGUCAAUAACAGCAAUAAGAAGGAAUGGAAUGGAAUGAUGGGUGAGCUGUUGAGCGGACAAGCGGACAUGAUCGUUGCACCUCUGACCAUCAACAAUGAAAGAGCUCAAUAUAUUGAAUUCUCCAAGCCCUUUAAAUAUCAGGGGCUCACCAUCCUUGUGAAAAAGGAAAUACCUAGAAGCACCUUGGACUCAUUCAUGCAACCAUUCCAAAGCACCCUAUGGCUCUUGGUGGGUCUCUCUGUCCAUGUGGUGGCGGUAAUGUUGUAUCUACUGGACAGGUUCAGUCCUUUUGGCCGGUUUAAAGUGAACACAGAGGAAGAAGAGGAGGAUGCGCUGACGCUCUCUUCCGCCAUGUGGUUCUCCUGGGGUGUCCUUCUGAACUCUGGUAUUGGAGAAGGAGCACCAAGGAGUUUUUCUGCUAGGAUCCUGGGCAUGGUUUGGGCUGGAUUUGCUAUGAUCAUUGUAGCUUCCUAUACUGCCAACCUGGCUGCCUUCCUGGUGUUGGACAGGCCUGAGGAGAGGAUAACAGGAAUCAAUGACCCCAGGCUGCGAAAUCCCAGCGACAAGUUUAUUUACGCCACAGUCAAGCAGAGCUCCGUGGACAUCUACUUCAGGAGACAGGUGGAGUUGAGCACCAUGUACAGGCACAUGGAGAAACACAACUAUGAGAGCGCUGCUGAGGCCAUCCAAGCGGUGCGAGACAAUAAACUCCAUGCCUUCAUCUGGGACUCAGCAGUGCUGGAAUUUGAGGCCUCUCAGAAGUGUGACUUGGUCACCACAGGAGAAUUAUUUUUCCGUUCUGGUUUUGGCAUUGGUAUGAGGAAGGACAGUCCGUGGAAACAAAAUGUGUCACUGAACAUUCUCAAAUCCCAUGAGAAUGGAUUCAUGGAAGACCUUGAUAAGACUUGGGUUAGAUAUCAGGAAUGCGAUUCUCGCAGCAAUGCCCCAGCUACUACACUUACAUUUGAGAAUAUGGCAGGUGUCUUCAUGCUUGUCGCUGGUGGUAUUGUUGCUGGAAUCUUCCUGAUAUUUAUUGAGAUUGCAUACAAGCGGCACAAAGAUGCCCGCAGGAAACAGAUGCAGUUGGCCUUUGCCGCCGUUAAUGUCUGGAGGAAAAACCUGCAGGAUAGAAAAAGUGGUAGAGCAGAACCUGACCCUAAAAAGAAAGCCUCUUUUAGGUCCAUCACCUCCACCCUGGCCUCCAGCUUCAAGAGACGUAGGUCCUGCAAAGACACG
Messenger RNA from Staurois parvus, 1724 nucleotides. The record is from the annotation of a GenBank genome assembly. NCBI's taxonomy places the organism in Eukaryota, Metazoa, Chordata, Amphibia, Anura, Ranidae.